This is a messenger RNA of Athene cunicularia (burrowing owl), 4587 nucleotides long. RefSeq names its product cysteine rich transmembrane BMP regulator 1 (gene CRIM1). Gene Ontology annotation, molecular function: serine-type endopeptidase inhibitor activity; protein binding. The transcript is spliced from 17 exons. Lineage: Eukaryota; Metazoa; Chordata; Aves; Strigiformes; Strigidae. Bases 1 to 2784 code for a protein of 927 amino acids. The record is from RefSeq and is a predicted model, not a curated record.
AUGGAUGAUGAAAACUGGGAUGAUGAUCAGCUUCUUGGAUUUGAACCAUGCAAUGAAAACCUUAUAACAGGUUGUAACAUAAUCAACGGGAAAUGCGAAUGUGACACCAUUCGGACCUGUAAUAAUCCGUUUGAAUUUCCAAGCCGGGAUACUUGCCUGUCGGCCUUAAAAAGGAUUGAAGAAGAGAAACCUGAUUGCUCCAAGGCCCGCUGUGAAGUCCAGUUUUCUCCUCGCUGUCCGGAAGAUUCCAUCUUGAUUGAAGGCUAUGCUCCUCCUGGUGAAUGCUGUCCGCUCCCAAGCCGUUGCGUGUGUAAUCCUGCAGGCUGCUUGAGGAAGGUUUGCCAGCCUGGUUAUUUGAAUAUAUUGGUUUCAAAGGCAUCAGGAAAGCCAGGCGAAUGCUGUGAUCUCUAUGAAUGUAAACCAGUGUUCAGUGUGGACUGCAGCACAGUCGAAUGUCCUCCUGUUCAACAAGUUGUUUGCCCACUGGAUAGCUAUGAAACCCAAGUCAGACUGACAGCUGAUGGCUGCUGCACCCUGCCCACAAGAUGCGAGUGUCUCUCUGGUUUAUGUGGUUAUCCCAUGUGCGAGGCAGGCUCCGUUCCCCAGAUAGUCUCGCGUGGAGAUGGAACACCUGGCAAGUGCUGUGAUGUCUUUGAAUGUGUCAAUGAAGUGAAGCCAACUUGCAUAUUUAACAGCAUGGAAUAUUAUGAUGGAGACAUGUUUCGAAUGGAUGCUUGUCGGUUUUGUCGAUGCCAAGGUGGAGUCUCUAUUUGUUUCUCUGCCCAGUGUGGUGAGCUACACUGUGACAGGUACUACGUGCCUGAAGGAGAGUGCUGCCCAGUGUGUGAAGACCCAGUUUAUCCAGUAAAUAACCCUGCUGGCUGCUAUGCCAAUGGUCAGAUCCAAGCUCACGGAGACCGCUGGCGAGAGGAUGACUGUACUUUCUGCCAGUGCAUCAAUGGAGAUCCACACUGCGUUGCAACGGCCUGUGGGCAGAGCUGUCUAAAUCCUGUUAAAGUCCCUGGGGAGUGCUGCCCAGUGUGUGAAGAACCAACAUAUAUCACAAUCGGUCCACCCACCUGUGAGAUUUUGGUGAACUGCACUUUGACUGAAAAAGACUGUAUAUAUAGCUUCAAACUGGACCAAAAUGGUUGCCGCAUUUGUCAGUGCAAAACUAGGGAGGAGCUGUGCACUGGCCUCAUUUCGGGCUGUUCCUUGGACUGUUCCUUCGGCUUCCAGACUGACAUCCACAACUGUGAGAUCUGUCAGUGCCGACCACGGCCUAAGAAGUGCAAACCCAUUGUAUGUGACAAGUACUGUCCCUUUGGAUACUUGAAGAACAAGCACGGAUGUGAAAUCUGUCGGUGUAAGAAAUGCCCGGAACUGCCUUGUGGUAAAAUCUGUCCGAUGGGCUUCCAGCAGAACAAUCAUGGCUGUGUUAUCUGCAAGUGCAGAGAGGCAACCACUUCUCUUAUGCCUCCCAUUAAAACAGGCUCUUGCCUGUCAAUGGAUGGGCGCCGACAUGAGAACGAGGAGAGUUGGCACGAUGGCUGCAGGGAAUGUUACUGUCACAAUGGACGGGAAAUGUGUGCCUUGAUCACCUGCCCUGUUCCUAACUGUGGCAACCCCACCAUACAUCCAGGGCAGUGUUGUCCAUCAUGUCCAGAUGAAAUAAUUGUGCAGAAGCCAGAGCUCACCAGUCCAUCAAUCUGUCAUGCUCCUGGUGGGGAAUACUUUGUAGAAGGAGAGACAUGGAAUAUUGAUUCUUGCACACAAUGUACAUGCCACAGUGGACGUGUCCUGUGUGAGACUGAAGUCUGUCCACCUCUUCUUUGUCAAAACCCCACCCGCACACAGGACUCCUGCUGUCCACAGUGCCCAGAUGAGCCUCUUCAGCCCUCUUCAAGCAACGAGAGCAUGCCCAGUUAUUGCAAAAACGAUGAAGGAGAUAUUUUUCUGACAGCUGAGUCCUGGAAGCCCAAUGUCUGCACUAGCUGCAUUUGCAUGGAUGGUGUGAUUAGAUGUUACUCUGAGUCUUGCCCACCGGUAUCCUGUGAGAGACCUGUUUUGAGAAAGGGACAAUGUUGUCCUUACUGUAUUGAAGAUACAGUUCCAAAGAAAGUGGUCUGUCACUUCAGUGGAAAAACAUAUGCAGAUGAGGAACGCUGGGACAUUGACAGCUGCACGCACUGCUACUGCCUGCAGGGUCAGACCCUGUGCUCCACUGUCAGCUGCCCACCCCUCCCUUGUGCUGAACCCAUCAACGUGGAGGGAAGCUGCUGUCCCAUGUGUCCAGAGAUGUAUGUACCUGAACCUACUAACAUCCCCAUUGAGAAGACAAAUCAUCGAGGAGACAUUGAACUAGAAGUACCAAACUGGCCAACACCGAGUGAAAAUGACAUCAUCCACAUUCACAGAGACAUGAGUCAUCUCCAGGGAGAGUACAGAAGUGGCAGUGGCCCACACCCAAGUGAAGAUACGUCAGUUAGCUCUGUUGCCUUGGUGACAAUUCCAAUCACGAUAGCGCUGUUACUGAUCAUUGUCCUUCUGCUCGUCAAUCAGAAGAAGCAGUGGAUUCCAGUGUCCUGCUACAAAGCUCCAACAAAGCCUUCUUGCCUAAACAAUCAACUGGUAUACGUAGACUGCAAGAAAGGUACCAUGGUCCAGGUGGACAGUUCUCAGAGGAUGCUAAGAAUUGCAGACCCAGAUUCAAGAUACAGUGGAUUUUACAGCAUGCAGAAACAGAACAACCUACAGGCAGAUAAUUUCUAUCAAACAGUUUGAAGAACUCCACCCUUACCAAGGAUUUAAGAAAGAGAGAGAGAGAGAGAGAGAGAGAGAGAGACUAAGUCUGCUAUUAAAAUAAAACUAGAAUUGUGCACUUGCUUAGUGGAUUGUAUUGGAUUUGUGACUACAUGUACAGCUCUAAGACCUUACUGGGAUGAGCUCUGACUCCUGCAAUGUGCCAGAAAAAGCAUUCCCACUUUUCCUUGAGAUAACUGACCAAGUGUUUUCUUAGAACCAAAGUUUUAAAACUUGUUAAGAUGUAUUUGCUUGUAACAUAGCUAUAGAGGUUUUUUGGGAGGGGGAACUGGGGGCUAGGGAUAGGCAAUGAAGUAAAAGGAAGCUUCAGAGAAGAAAAGCUGGUCAUGUUUGACUGGAGAAGAAAAUUAAUAAAGAAUACUGCCAAGCAGCAGGAUAGUGGUUUUUCUUGUUGCUCCAAAAUUGCAUCUGUUGCAGCAAAGCCUAACCCCUGGUAAAAAAAAUAUGAAAAGGUCUGAUUUUUCUUUUUUUUUUUUUUUUAUUUCCCCCCGGCUGUUGCUACAGUAAUAUGCUCCUAGAACAGAAUUUGUCACAUCACAGGUGUGGUGUAGCUGCAAAUAUUUUUCUAUAUGAUGAGAAGCUGCAGUAGUUAAUGAAUAGCAAGGAAAAGGUUAUAGCAGAAAAUAAAGGGUGGGUUUAUUAAGGAUGUAUAAAACUAUACCUUGUGCUGCUUUUUGUUUUUAUUUUUGUUUUCUUCAAAGCUGAUUGGCUAGAUUAGCCAGACUUUGGCAGAGUUAGCAAAUGACUGAGGCCUAAGUAAUUCCUGAUAUGAGCACUGGAUCUUUUGACAGCAGUAUUGAAGAAAGGAAGGAAAAGUCAAGAACACCAUGCAGUUCCAGGGGCUUUUGUUUGUUUUGUCUGUUGUGGUUUUGUUUUGUUAUUUUAUAUCAAUCUCUGGUUGUUCAUACAGGAGAAGGAAAAAUAUUUUUGUUGGACAAAGCUCUUGCUUAAAAGAGAGUUAAAAAAGAGACUGUUUUAAGGUUGUUUUUUUCCUGUUGAUGUUCUUAUUUACUGGUAUGCAGAUUUAGAAACUACUUCCAUGCUAGGAAGCUGCUUAAUUUUAAUUGUAUAUUACUCAAGCACCUUUUUUGAAGCUCAGAAAAAAAAAAAAGGAGAUCAUGCUUCUUUAAACUUUAGCAUUAUAGGAAUAUUUAUGUAAAUAUAAUUAUGCUAAAAACAACAAAAAGUAUUUGUAUGUUUGUGUAUAUAUAUGUAUAUACAAAUGCAGGUAGGUAUACAUAUGUAUAUAUACGUGCAUGUGUAUAUACACUAUACAUAUAUAUACUGUAUAUAUAAAAUACUAUGUAUACAGUAUAUAUUUUUUCUAUUUUUUUUCUUGUUGAAUGUAUUUUUAUCUGAGAGAGAUUUUACCCAGAGCAGAAACAGAUAAACAGGCAUUCCAUAUCAAUGCUUAAUCGCUUGUGAGUUUAGAAGAGACAAGAAAAGAGCAUCUCAUUCUACCUACAGUUUGAUUUGAAAGUGUUUGUGUGCGCGCGUGUGUGUGUGUGUGCACUCUUGUGUUUGCGUGUGUACAGUAUGUGCACGAUUAUAGCAGUAAGCGUUGCUCUUGCUACUUGCUACAUUUCAGGGUGUUUCUUAUUUUUCUUUUCCUGCUUAGCCUUAAAAAGGCUUUUUAAUGAAUGCAUUGGCUAGAGACACUGAUGACAAUAUACAUGCAGCACUAAUCAGCUCCAUAGAAUAACAACAUCGGCUCCUGGAUUUUCUUUUUUUUCUUUCUUUCUUUCUUUUUUUUUUUUUUUUUUU